Messenger RNA from Rasamsonia emersonii CBS 393.64, 1230 nucleotides. RefSeq lists its product as uncharacterized. The transcript is spliced from 4 exons. The record is from RefSeq and is a predicted model, not a curated record. The coding region runs from base 1 to 1230 and encodes 409 amino acids. Gene Ontology annotation, molecular function: oxidoreductase activity. Lineage: Eukaryota; Fungi; Ascomycota; Eurotiomycetes; Eurotiales; Trichocomaceae.
AUGGCCACAGCCGUCAUCACCGCACCACAGCAGCCCGAUAUCGAGUACGCGCCCAACGUCGAGAAAUGGCGCGCAAGGACCCAGCGGCGCCUGCAGACGGAGACUCUGACCAAAGAGCUUCCGCCGGGAUUUCCCAAGAAGCUGGUCUCCGAUCUCGUCUGGGAAGGAGACGAGAUCAAGGGGCGGUAUAACUGGAUCUACGAGCUGAACGAGGCGGAAUUAAACGAGAUUGAGAAUGCGCUGGAGCACUUUAAGUCUUUAAAUAAACCUCUUGGAUAUAUUGACCAGGAUACCUUCCCCCUUCCAACGCUGCAUGCGACGCUGAGGGACAUUUCCAAGGAACUUCACGAGGGUCACGGAUUCAAGGUCCUCCGCGGUCUCCCUGUUGACAAGCACACUCGAGAAGAGAACAUUAUUAUUUACGCUGGCGUCUCAUCGCAUAUCGCUCCGAUACGAGGCCGACAAGACCGUCAAUUUGAGGGCAAGCCGGCCGAUGUCGUGCUGAACCACAUCAAGGAUCUGAGCAACACGGCUGAUAAGGACCGCAUUGGAGCUCCGGCCUACACGACUGAAAAACAGGUCUUCCACACCGAUGCAGGCGAUAUUGUCUCGCUGUUUGCGCUCAGCGUCGCUGCGGAGGGAGGUCAGAGUCAGCUGGCUAGCAGCUGGAGGGUGUAUAACGAGUUGGCCGAGACGAGGCCGGAUCUGAUUCAUACGCUGGCAGAAGACUGGCCGUUUGACGGAUUCGGAAACCCCCAAUACCCCUACCACAACCGCCCUCUCCUCUUCCACCAGCCCGCAACAGCCACCAGCCCCGAGCGCGUCCUCAUCCAGUACGCCCGCCGCAGCUUCACGGGGUACCAGGCGCUGCCGCGAUCGAAGGACAUCCCACCGAUCACGGAAGCGCAGGCCGAGGCGCUCGACACGCUGCACUUUCUGGCGGAGAAGUACCACCUGGCGCUCGAUUUCCGCAAGGGUGAUGUGCAGUAUAUCAACAAUCUGAGUAUCUUCCAUGCGCGGGAGGGGUUUAGGGAUACGCCGGAGCAGCAACGCCAUCUCGUCCGACUCUGGCUGCGCGAUCCCGAAUAUGCCUGGCCUACGCCAGAACCGCUCAAGUCCCGCUGGAUUAAUGUGUAUGACGACGUGAAGCCUGAAAACCAGGUGUUUCCGCUGGAACCGACGAUUCGCAGCGCGAGCGCUGGCGGUUCCAAGCAUUCGUCGGGUUAUUGA